This is a messenger RNA of Stegastes partitus (bicolor damselfish), 1519 nucleotides long. The record is from RefSeq and is a predicted model, not a curated record. NCBI's taxonomy places the organism in Eukaryota, Metazoa, Chordata, Actinopteri, Pomacentridae.
GUGGUGGAGUCGUACUGUACACACCAUGGGGAACUUUACCUUCAUAGCUGCUUUACUCUGCACCUUCAGUUGGAUCUCUGUCUCAGUUUCUGAGUUUCUCAUUGUGGAGGUUCAGCCUGCUCAAGAAGUCACACUGACAUGUAACAACUAUAGUAGUUUGGCCACAAACAUAUUCUGGUUCAGGAUGACCAAUGGAUCCAAUAUGAGCUGCAUCUCGUAUAUGCUCAACUCUGAUAGCAAAGAUUUGCUCUGUGAUGGAUUUCAAAAUGGGAGCUUUAUAAUGACAUCCAACCUCACAAACCUCUUUCUGAAGAUCAAAAGUGUGGAUGUAUCUGACUCUGGACUCUACUUCUGUGGAUGUUGCAUGGACAAACUCUCAGCAUUUGUCAGUCCAACAUAUUUAAAGGUUCAAGACAACAGUGAAUCUGACGAUGACAUCGACUGCACAUCUCAAAAAAAGUCUGAUGGAAACACAACCCUGAUGGGUGUGAUUCUGGGUGGUCUGACUGUUUUCCUUGUGAUGGUCAUCAUUGGUUUGGGGGACAGCAAGCCCUCUGAGCUUAUGGAUAGAAUGCUGUAUCUCUUGGGGGAACACAAGCCCGACUACCUAUUCGUCCAGCUCUUCUUGAGACAGCUGCCUCCGCAGAGUUCACUGCAAUGGCAGUGUCAUCCUCCCAACGCGCUGAACAAUGUCAGUGUUUUUACCAUGCACCUGGCUGGUAAGGUCAUCUUUUCCAAGGUGGACCUCGUCCAUGGCUAUCACCAAGUGCCCAUACAUCCCUUGGAUGUCCCUAAAACAGCCAAUAUCACCACUUUCGGACUGCUUGAAUUUCUUAGAAUGCCGUUUGGCCUCAAGAAUGCCACCCACUCGUUCCAACGCCUUAUGGACUCUGUUCUGCGUGACCUGCCUUUUCUUUUUGUAUACCUGGAUGACAGUUUGGUGGUGAGCACUUCCACCUCUGAACACCUGUCCCACCUGCGGACUCGCUUUGAUCGUCGCAGUCAGCAUGGACUGAUUGCCAACCCAUCUCAGUGCCAGUUUGGGCUGACCACUAUUGACUUCCUGGGACAUCAAAUCAACAAAGAUGGGGCGUUUCCACUACCGUCUCAGGUGCAGGUGGUGUUGGAUUUCCCGCAGCCAGUUACGGUGUGGCCACUGCAGAAGUUCGUGGGAAUAGUGAACUUCUACCAUCGCUUCAUUCCCAAAGUUGCCACCUUCAUGCGCACGCUACAUGAGGCUUUAAAAGGCAGAGCUCUGAAGCACUUGGUGGACUGGUCUACAGAGAGAGUUGCUGCUUUCACAGAUGCCAAGACCGCUUCAGCCAAUGCUACAAUGCUCGCACAACCAUCACCUGGGGCCCCCAUCGCAAUCACUACGGACGCCUCAGACUGUGCUGUGGGCGAUGUGCAUGAGGGCCUCGAGCCAGUCCACCUGGAUUUGGACAGACCUGUGGGCUUGCCCAGUUCCCACAAUGGGGGUGUCUUCCAGCCAGAGCUGGAUCCCCUUCUGGCCUCCUAA